GAAUCCAAGACCUCACACGACAUCUAUCCUCGGCGCAACCUUACCUUACCGAACCAACAUGCCCUCAUCAGACCCGCUCGCGCCCCUCCAGCGCCUGGACGGCCUCGCGCAGGUCGUAUACGCCGGGUUCGAGCGCUUCGUGGUCAUCUCGCGCGCCGACGCGCUCGCAUGGUCUGUGUACGUUGCGCUUAAAGGGGGCUCUUCGUCGGCGAGCGCGGGAGGAGGGGCGGGGGCAGGGAGGUGGUGGCGGGGUGCGUGGAGCGCGAGGGAAGUCAGGGGAGCUGUGGGAAAAGACGCGGGGGCGCACGAGAUCGAGGCGCUGGGGUCGCGCCUUGAGACGGCGUUUGUCGUUGGAGAUAUUGAGAUUGAGGGGUGGACGGGUGUAGGUGGGGAGAAGCUUACGUUUGUUCUCGCGGAGACCACACGCGUGUCGCUCACGGAGAUGCAACCGGGUGAUGCAGCCGCCCUUGCCACCGAGCUGCUUUCACAGCUCGCGCUCAGCGCCCGCAAUAGAGGCUGCAGACUCGACCCAUCUGAGGCGUCGUACGCACCUCGCUCGAGCUCGACGGCAGCUCCAGCUGUAGGCGAGAGACUACGCGCUGCCGAUUCUGGCGUUUCAACUUCGGCUUCCGGGACGAAGGACGGGUCCCCCGUGCGCAAUGUCGAAGCCGCGAUCAAGACCUCGGACAAGACCUCGCCAAAAAGCAGGAAGACGCAUAAAGACCAUGACAGCGUAAAGCACGAGGAGAGCGAUGGCGGCUCAAAGGCGAAGACAAAGAUGAAAACGAAAGAAAAAAACAAGUCGAAAUCCUCCAAAUCCAAGCCCAACGACACCUCUGGCACCGGUACGGAUGGUGCAACAGACUCGGAGGCGCAGCGCAAGAUCAAGGAGCUCGAGGCUGAGCUGGCGAGGGCGCGGAAGAAGGCGAGGACGCCGCCUCCGGGUGGUUCAGAGCAGGCGGUGUUGAGCGCUAAGCCGACCGGAGCCUCGGCACGACCUCCGAAAGGCGCGUCGCUUGCCAAUCCGAACAAGAAGGCGCGCAAGUAUCAGGCGCUGGAGUUCGAGAGCGAUGACGAGUAAACUUCAGGCUCCGGUGUCGAGAUCAGACGGCGACUCGCUUGCCUUAAUGCUUGGCAUCGGGGCAUCGGACAAGAAGGGCAUCGCGGGGCAUGACGAUGACGCAUGACGGCGACCUCGAGACUUCCCAGCAAUUUUGGCGUGCCACGGCGAUCAGCGUCCUGACUCCUCCGAUCCAUGUUCUGUCUUCCCCGCAACGUGCAUGCCGUUACGCGUUACGGGCUGUGAUUGGUAUUGCAUCUGCCUCGGGCCUCGAUAUAUUUAUGAAUGAACGCGGGUCCCUGGUGGUAUGAACGAUCAACGAGGAGCAGAACAAGAGCAAGAACGAUAUUGGGUUGUAGGGAGUGGGAAUGAAUGAGGGCUCGGACGGAGCUUGAUCGGGAUCGUCCGAGUCUCCGUCUUGCGUUGCGGGAGCGGAAGAAAGAACGAGGAAGGUUUGAGCUGAUACCAUGGUAUAGGCAGCGGGUAGUGAAGCGCCGGUUUGCCAGGGCAGGCCAAGGUGUACCAAUCUCUCGUCUGGACAGGCGAAACGUUUGUCGGAUGUCCCCCUUUGCGAUAUGCAUCGUAGGGUAUCACGACGAUUGCAGCUGCAGUGACGAUACUGACAGCGUCGACACACAUGCAAUACGAACACGAAUUGAUGGACAUUGCGCCAACUUGAUUCACGUUGUGCGAUAGGGGCUGGAAGCAUCCGAGAUCAGAGCGAGGGUGACAACGGGGUGUAUUGAUGAACGGGUGAGGUGAUGGGUUGUGGGGCACUGACGGUACAAGGUGCUGCGGAGAUACAGUAUGUGCAAG
Coniophora puteana RWD-64-598 SS2 is the source of this 1876-nucleotide messenger RNA. RefSeq lists its product as uncharacterized. The record is from RefSeq and is a predicted model, not a curated record. The transcript is spliced from 5 exons. NCBI's taxonomy places the organism in Eukaryota, Fungi, Basidiomycota, Agaricomycetes, Boletales, Coniophoraceae. Bases 59 to 1081 code for a protein of 340 amino acids.